AUGGGUGACUUCCCGAUCAAGGACGCUGCCCCUUUAAGGAAUCCCGGAGCUGGUGAUAAGCCGCUUUCGGGAGCGAAGGGCGGCUGCUCAACUUGCCCGUCGAGCUGCCGCGGCGAGGGUGAAGGGCAGGAGAUGAAGAAACACACGGCCAGGGUCUCGCCGCUGACCGCCUGUGACACCCCUGUGCUGUCACUGACCUGGCUGGGAGGUAGCGAGCGGACAGCGGAUGCGCCAGAGAGGAGAUCGGCCGCAGAGGAACCGCGGGGCAGCGAGGGAGCGCUGGACUUUCUGGGGAGGGUGACGCGGGCUUCGGCGCUGGCAGCCUGCUUGGCGGGCUGCUGGGCCGGGGUGACCCAGAUGGGGAAGGCCGUGCAGGACGGCCUCGAGGCCCCCUUCUUCGUGGCCUGCCACGCCGCCAGCUGGAACCUUCUGCUCUUCCCUGCCUACUGCGCCGGCCGCCUGCUCGCCUCGUGUCACUGGAGGAAGCCACUGGCGGAGCUCAGGGCUUGCACCCGUCUACUGAGCGAGGGGGGCCUCUCCGUCAGGGGCCUCCUGACCAAGACCGCUCCCUUCUGCGUCCUCUGGACGGCCACCACCUACCUGUACUUGCUGGCCCUGCGGAAUAUCAGCGCCACCGAAGCGUCCGCUCUCUUCUGCUGCAACAAGGCCUUCGUCUUUCUCCUCUCCUGGAUCGUACUUAAGGACAGGUUUAUGGGGGUCCGGAUCGUGGCCGCCAUCCUCUCCGUCACCAGCAUUGUGCUCAUCGCUUACGCCGACGGCUUCCGCCACAACUCCAUCGUGGGUGUGGCCUCUGUCGUGGGCUCCGCCUCCACCUCCGCCUUGUACAAGGUCCUGUUUCAGCUCCUGCUCGGCCCUGCAAGGUUUGGCGAAGUUUUGUUCUUCCUCAGUUCAGUGGGCGUCUUCAGCCUCCUCUUCCUGACCUGGGUCUCGGUCGCCCUCCACUUCGCCGGGGUGGAGCCCUGGCCACCUGCCGGCCUCGUGCCCUGGGGUCAUCUGUGCGGGCUGGCCGGUCUCCUCCUCAUGUUCCACGUCCUCAUCAACUGCGGAGCUGCCGUGACCUCGCCCAGCCUCGUGUCGCUGGGGGUCUUCCUGAGUGUACCUCUGAACACUGCCGCUGACGUGUAUCACGGCACGGACUGGGGACCUGGGAAGGUGCGACUCUCCGCCUUGUUCGUCCUCUGCCUUGCCUUCCUGUUGCUGCUGCUUCCAGGGGAGUGGGACACCAUAGCCCUGGGGCUCCUCACCAGGCUGAGGGGCCGAAUGGCCAAGGAGGAUCCAGGCCCUGAGAACUCAGAGGGCAACUUGCAGGCCGGCGGCUGGCCCGCUACCGUACCUGGUCCCAGGUGCUCAGAGAUGAAGGAUGCCCCAAGCACGUAA
This is a messenger RNA of Mobula hypostoma (lesser devil ray), 1398 nucleotides long. RefSeq names its product solute carrier family 35 member F3-like. The transcript is spliced from 7 exons. Lineage: Eukaryota; Metazoa; Chordata; Chondrichthyes; Myliobatiformes; Myliobatidae. The record is from RefSeq and is a predicted model, not a curated record. The coding region runs from base 1 to 1398 and encodes 465 amino acids.